Messenger RNA from Caenorhabditis briggsae, 1014 nucleotides. It is a transcript of the gene Cbr-str-124, whose product is annotated as Protein CBR-STR-124. The transcript is spliced from 6 exons. The record is from RefSeq and is a predicted model, not a curated record. NCBI's taxonomy places the organism in Eukaryota, Metazoa, Nematoda, Chromadorea, Rhabditida, Rhabditidae. The annotation marks the transcript as partial. Gene Ontology annotation, molecular function: G protein-coupled olfactory receptor activity. Gene Ontology annotation, biological process: olfactory behavior; G protein-coupled receptor signaling pathway.
AUGGACGCUGAUAAGCUGAUUGAGUACAUUCAGUACGGUGGAUUUGUGUCCUCUCAGUUGAUUAACGCACUUCUUUUGUACCUUCUUUGCUUUCAAGCAAGCAAUAAUUUUGGACGUUAUCGAAUUCUAAUGAUUGUCUUCUCCAUUUUUGCAAUGAUUUACUCUUUGAUAGAAGUGGUAACAUUCCCGGUUAUGAUGUGCAAAGGUCGAUCUCUUUGUGUUUGCUCUAAUGGUCCCUUCACAUUGUAUCGAUCGAUAGGUGUUCCAUUAUUAUCUAUCUAUUGUGGAUCUUUUGGAAUGUGUAUAUCUUUGCUGGCUCUUCAUUUCUUUUAUCGAUACAUUGCUAUUUGCAAACCCGAAAAACUGUAUUAUUUUGAAGGGAAGCAAAUUAUUAGCACUCUUUCCCCUUGCUUCAUCAUAUUUGUAAUUUGGUCAUUACUUGUGUAUUUUUUCAUGGAUGUCACUGAAGAGAAAGAGCGCAUCUAUCACGAUGUUCUUUUCCGAAGUUACAAUGUGGACUCUCAUAAAGUUUCAUUUAUUUCAAUGCUUUACAAGUCGCCUGCUACUGAAACAUCACCAGAACACUGGAAUUUUGAUCAAUUAGUUCCGUUCUUUGGGUGUUGUUUUAUCAUGGAUAGCUGCUUCUUUGCAAUCAUUUAUUAUGGAUCCAAAGCAUUUUUGCAAAUGAAAAGUUGUGGAACCGAAAUGAGCAAAAAGACCAAAGAACUAAAUCGUCAAUUGUUCUUGACACUUGGAAUCCAGACUCUUCUACCGUUAAUCACCAUGUACGUUCCUGUUGGUUGUUUUAUAAUUCUCCCCAUUUUCGGAGUAGAACUUGGUGUUGAAGCGAACAAAACUGGAGCAUUUCUUGGCAUCUAUCCUGCUUUGGACCCUCUUAUUGCAAUUCUGCUCAUUAAAGAUUUCCGAAACUACGUUUUCUGCCAAAAAAGAACGUUGGCCAAGGUUUCGACAACUUCUGGAAUCGCCAGUAAGAUAACAUCCACGUUUCAAGCA